Messenger RNA from Phycomyces blakesleeanus NRRL 1555(-), 953 nucleotides. RefSeq lists its product as hypothetical. Lineage: Eukaryota; Fungi; Mucoromycota; Mucoromycetes; Mucorales; Phycomycetaceae. Bases 1 to 606 code for a protein of 201 amino acids. Gene Ontology annotation, biological process: mRNA splicing, via spliceosome. The record is from RefSeq and is a predicted model, not a curated record. Gene Ontology annotation, molecular function: RNA binding. The transcript has 4 exons. Gene Ontology annotation, cellular component: nuclear speck.
AUGAGAACUACGCUGUUUGUCGCCGGCUUCGGUUCCAGAACAAGGGCAAGAGAUCUUGCCUACGAGUUUGAAAGAUAUGGCCGUCUGGUACGCUGUGACAUCCCGGCCCCAAAGAGCUUUUCAUCCAAGCCAUAUGCGUUUGUAGAAUUUGAAGAUCCUCGUGAUGCAGAAGAUGCAUUCAAUGAGAUGCAUGGUCGACGUCUAGAUGGCUACACCAUCAGUGUCCAGUGGGCACGCAACGCGCCAAGUGCGUCGUGGCGUUACGACCGCUCUCCUCGUCGCAGAAGAUCGAUGUCUCCCCGUCGUCCUUCUGAACGACGCGUGUCGUAUGGUCGUAGUCACAGUCGGUCCCGCAGCCCCUUCCGACCCCCGCCUGGCCCUGGACGCUCUCCUUCACCUCCGCGCGGCCGUUCUCCUCCUCCAGCUGCUUACGACCGUCGUUACGACUCUCGCUCGCGCUCACCUCCCCCACGUCUUCCAGAUGGACGUUAUCCCCCAGAACCCAUCCCAGAGUCUCGCUCGCGUUCGCCAGCUCACCCUUCACGCUCUGUAUCGCCAAAGAUUAAGCUUUCCCCAAAGUCUCGCUCCAGAAGUCCUGAGCAUUAAGAGAAAAAUUGCAACCCCCAAAUAAGAAAGAAAGAGAGAAAACAAAGAGAGAGAGAGAGAGAGAGAGAACGAAAUAGAAAGAGAGAGAAAGAGAGAGAGAGGCAGAGAGGCAGAGAGGUAGAGACAGCUUACAAAGACCUCCCUCUUUUUUCUUUCUUCCUUUCUUUUCUUUUUUACUUUACUUUUUACUUCUUUUUUUUUUACAAAAUCUGCUCUCAUUUUCUCUCAAAGCUUUCUUCUUCUUCUAUAUUUAAAGAAGUGUUCCUAUCCCCCGUCUCCCCCUCUUUCCCCCUCUUGUCAAUUUCAAUUUCAAUUUCAAUUCAAUUCAAUUCAAUUCAACUCAAUUC